AUGGAAAAGAAGCUUUUGGGUGUUAUCUAUGCAGUACAGUUAUGGGAUCUCAAUUAUGAUAAUCCAGUUAAUGAAGAUCUCAUUAAACAAAUCCAUGUUUUACGUGGAAAGAUUCAGGCGAAACUUAAACUGACUGAUAGAGAAAAUUAUGCAAUGUGCGCUGCCGCACAAUGUGAUGCUCGUGCACAUCUUAUUGUGAUUAAGAAAGUCGAUUAUAAAGAGAUCAUAACGAAAAUAAACGAAAAAAUUGAGGGAUCAGAAGGAAAAAUGUUGGAAUAUCGUGAAGAUAAUGGAAAAUAUUCUACAUUUGAAAGUGUUGAACAAAUAGAAGGAAAAGAUUUAGUAGAAAUGCGUGUAGCGGAAGAUAAUAAAUUGGAAAUUUCACCUGAAGGAGAAGAUGGUCUAGUAAAUUUAGUUGAACAUCGCAGCAGUGAUGUUGAGAGAAAACCAGGAUAUGCACAUCAUGAUUUUUGUUUGAACCCAAAAGAAAAAGCACGUGAAAUAGCCUCGUCAACAAAGCAAAAGAAACAUAUUACUUUUCCGUGUGAUAUACCGAAAUAUCCUCCACCUAUGGUUCAGUUAUUACAAACAGUUGGUGGUUACGAUUUGGUCAAACCACAGUUUCUUAAAAAUUUGUCACAGCGAAUUCGCAAUUGUCGAUAUGAGAGAUCUGCCCAAGGCAAAGCAAAUCAAAAACAUAAACUAAGUAGAAAAAAAGCUAAACGAAAAGUUGCUAAAGAAGAGAAAGCGACAACUGAACAGACAGAGUCGACUAUUACAACAAAUUGUUUAGAAAAUCCUGUUAUUCAAGAUGAUCGAGUUAUUCUAUCACUAAAUGCUUCUGUGUCUCAUCCAUUAUUAAGUGAAAGUGAAUUACAAUCUUUCUAUUCAAUGAAUUUCGGGGUCAAUGAUACCCAGAUUGAAACAAAUGCUGAUCGUUCAAUUAUCGAAAAUAUGAAUGAAAAUAAAGAAAAUGAAAGUUCAUCAAAAUUAACAGCAUCAUAUAAGCCUCGCGUAACAAACUCAUCAAUUAUUUUGGGUGCUCGUCGUCAUGCUGAAAAUGCAAAAUUAUUUGCAGAUAUGGGUUCAUCAUCAUCAAAUGCACAAUAUAUUAGAAAUGAACACGAUUAUCGUAGUGUAUCAUCAACUGUAGAACACGAAUUAUGCGUUUUCUUGCGAAAUUUCCGCCAACACUGGUAUCGUUAUCAUGUGAUUGAUAAGGUAGAUGAAUUAGAAGAAAAUGCACCCCAACGAGCAAUUCCAACAGCUGGUUUAAUGAAUGAUGAAAUGACAUUUUUUGGCGAAGCCAUUGGAGGUCACUCUCAUCCAACACACAAUGAUUCACUACAAAAACUAGAAAAACAAAUAAUUUAUAUGUUAAUAGCAUUACAAGUAACUCAUUAUGUUUCGGAUACAUGUGUUAAUUAUGUGGCCGAAUCAUUAUCGAAAAUUUUUGAUGUAGCACAUAUAACUCGAGUUGUUCGAAAACAACAGCACGAUAAUAUAGUAAAAGAAGUAACCGUUCGAUUCACGUACAUUCCAUUUUUGAUGAAUUUAAAAAAUUUUUUACAAUUACGCAAAGUGCAGCAUGAUUUGAAUAAACAAAUUGUACCACCAAAUCCAAACUUAAUACAAGACUAUCAUGAUGGAGAAUUUUCCCGACAACAUCCAUAUUAUAAACAUCAAAAAUAUUUAAAAAUUGAAUUGAAUAGCGAUGACAUCAAUCUUAGCAAUCCAGUCAGUCAUAGAUCAUACAAAAUGCUCCUUUAUUAUUGGUCGUUAUUAAAUUUAUCUAGAGAAGUUCGUUCAAAACAAACUGCUAAACGUUUAGUGGCUUGUUGUCCGUCUUGGCUAUCCGACUAUGAUGGUUUAUAUCAUACAAUAGACGAUUUUUUAAGUGGAAUACAAACAUUAGAAAAAGAGGGUAUACAAGUAACUGUAGAUGGAACUGAUCAACGUUAUUUUGGUGGACUGUUUUUUACCAUUGGAGAUUAUCUUGCUCAAACAAGCAUGCAUGGUUUCAAGGAAAGCGUUUCUGCAAAACACUUUUGUCCACUUUGUAACGUUACACUCGAUGGACUCGAACCGGACAUUGAUUUACCCUUAAAUUGUAUUACUAUCGAUGAAUAUCGAAGGAGGUUGCUUUGUUACAAGUUCUGUGAUGUAGUUAAUAAUCUGCAAUAUGAUAACCAUGAAAAGCAAUCAAAACCACAUAUGGACAUGCAUACUACGGCGUUUAGUAAACGUGAUGAUGUACCACUAACAUCUGCACAAACGUUGAAUUUAUUGGUAAAUUUACCCUUUAUUUUACACAAAUUAUUACGAAAUUCACAAUUCGAUGCGUAUACCGCAAUAUUAUCACUGGUGGACAUUGUAAACUUAUGCUUUGCUACAGAUAUUCAAUCGAAUACACAUACAACAUUAGUAAAAUUAAUUCGUUUCCACAAUGUUGAGUUUCGAAAAUUAUACCCAGGAAAAAUUAAACCAAAAUUUCAUUUUAUGAAAUAUUUACCAUUUCAAAUGUUCUUGUUUGGCCCUUUGCGUUAUACAAAUUGUUUUGGCCUCGAAAGAAAACAUCAGUUUUUUAAAGGCAACAAGAUACGUAAUUUUUUAAAUCCUGAGGUAACAUUAUCAAGGAGACAUGCGUUUUGGACAUGUUUGGUUGAUCACAACAGUGACGGUUCUUUAUGCGAAAAUGUUCUUGGUCAUCCAUUUAAAUAUGUAUUAGCUGGUGAAACAUCAAAUGAUAUUGUCUUAAAAUUUAAUUUAGUUAAUACAAAUAAUCCGUUACCAUUUGUUCCAAAAGCUGUUUAUAAAUUCAUCAGAUUAAACAGUAUUGAAUAUCAACAACACACAGUUGCUGGUACUACAAAAUUAGAUGAAAAUCCAAAAUUUGGUGAAAUUUGUUACAUUAUAUCUAAUGCCAGUGAUGACAUUUACUUUAUCUAUAAUAUGUUUAUCACAGAAGAAUAUUCAUUUGCCUUACGUGCGCAUAAAGUAAAACAAACAAAUGGUUUAACGUUAAAAUUGUAUGAGGAUAUACAAAAUAAGUGGCCAGUUAAAUUGACAAAAGUCCAAACAACGACAUGGGCACGUGUAUGGACGGUUGUUUCAUGCGAUGAAUUGAAAAUGACAAUUUUUUUUGGUUAUUGUUAUUUUUUUCUAACUUUUAAUAAAUAUAUGAUAUAA
This is a messenger RNA of Didymodactylos carnosus, 3189 nucleotides long. NCBI's taxonomy places the organism in Eukaryota, Metazoa, Rotifera, Eurotatoria, Philodinida, Philodinidae. The record is from the annotation of a GenBank genome assembly.